CCCCCUCUGGAACUUCAUACACGAAUUUGAGAUUUCUUUAAUUGGAUUUUCCGUUGAUAGCUUAGACUUGAAUUUGUUCCCUCACAAAUGAUUUUCACCACCCGAUACAAGUAAUUUUUCGCAGAGUUGACUUCUGCAAAUAAACUUCAAGAUGAGCGAUUUACAAAGGUCCUUUGUUAAGCCUAAGCUACCAAAAUUUGCUCCGCCAGAAUUCAAUGAGGUCGACGAAGAAGAAGAAGAGAUUGAUAUGCCUAGUGAACUACCCGAUCUUCCAAUAGAUGACGAUUCUUCCUCGGCAUCUUCAGCUUCAUCUACUGGCACCAUCAUACCAUCCUCGAAUCAGAACUUGUUUGCUCGGCGGCAAGGUGCUCCCAAUAAACGAACGAUGGACCAGAUACCGUGGACGACUUAUUUUGAACGAGAACUGUUUCUCGAGCACAAGUUGGAAGCAGAGACGAUAAUGCAUCAUGCAUAUCUCACAUCUCCUGUUGGGUCAGCACCUUUAUUUAUCACACAUCAUGGAGCAGGAUCAUCCGGCCUCUCGUUUGCUGUUCUGACGUCGGAGAUUCGAAAAAAGUUACCUUCUGCUGGUGUACUUUCUCUUGAUGCUCGAGGUCAUGGUUCUACGGAUAUCUCUCCAGAGACAGAACUUCUCGAUCUUAGUCUAGAGACCUUGAGUUCGGAUUUGUUAUAUGUCAUUGAAGCCACAAAAGACAAAAUGAAAUGGAAGCAACUUCCGCCUCUUGUACUUGUUGGUCAUUCUCUUGGCGGUGCAGUGAUUACAGAUGUUGCAAAGGGCGGGAAACUAGGCAACUCAGUUCUUGGAUACGCAGUUCUUGAUGUAGUUGAGGGCUCUGCUAUGGAUGCUCUACAAAGCAUGCAAACUUACUUAUCGACUCGUCCACUAGGCUUCCCUUCACUGCAAUCUGGCAUUGAGUGGCACAUGAGGUCGAGAACAAUACGCAAUUCGUUGUCAGCGCGGACGAGUGUGCCUGGGCUACUGAAGCACAACGAAGAAGCCAGUGGAUCAAGAUCGUGGACAUGGCGCACAAAUUUGGGAGCCACUCAACCAUUUUGGGAAGGUUGGUUUGUUGGACUUAGCAAGAAGUUUCUUGAGGCCAGAGGUGGAAAGCUAUUACUGCUUGCAGGUACAGAUAGACUUGAUAAGGAGUUGACAAUCGGACAAAUGCAAGGGAAGUAUGCGCUGCAAGUUUUCCCCGAGGCCGGUCAUUUUGUUCACGAAGACCUUCCUGAGAAGACAGCAAUGGUGUUAGUAGAUUUCUAUUCAAGAAACGACCGAAGUGCAUUGAUAUUACCACCAAAAGUGUCAGAUCUUAUUAGGGCUGGUAAAAGAGUGUGAACUCAGCUGGAUAUUUUGACCGACUACAGUAAGGGGUCUCGAAAAAUCUGAAAGCCAUAUUACUACGUCAUUGAAGCUCCUUGGGCAGUCAACGGCCGACAUCGAAACAUAACCUCUCGGAGUAUCGAAAAAUACUUGGCCCUCCAAGUGGCCUGCGUUUUGAAGCUUGGAGAGCACAGCAGGAUGCUUAAUGCGCGCACAGCACAUUGAAAGCGGAAUUGCGGCUGAUAUAUUGUGGGUCUCAGCAUCAUCCCACCAUUACUUUCCAUCGAAUCAGAUAUCCUUGUGAGCCUAGGUAGCUUACUACACGUGCGAAAUAUGCAAUACUUCCAAGAAAGAGCAGCAUCAAAUUACUUCUCCUAGAAUGUCACAUUCGCCGAGCCUCAGGGGUUAAUCGUACAAGGUAACCAAUAGAUCUCUCCCCGGAACAUGAAUUUUAAUUUUCAACCGUUUAAAACGGAAUCACGGGCUGCUAGGCAUCCAGAUCAUCUUUUGUGGGGGCUAAAUAGCAUUACUUUAAUC
Botrytis deweyae is the source of this 1882-nucleotide messenger RNA. RefSeq lists its product as uncharacterized. Gene Ontology annotation, biological process: protein demethylation. The transcript has 3 exons. Lineage: Eukaryota; Fungi; Ascomycota; Leotiomycetes; Helotiales; Sclerotiniaceae. The coding region runs from base 152 to 1360 and encodes 402 amino acids. Gene Ontology annotation, molecular function: protein methylesterase activity. The record is from RefSeq and is a predicted model, not a curated record.